This is a messenger RNA of Morchella sextelata, 951 nucleotides long. RefSeq lists its product as uncharacterized. Lineage: Eukaryota; Fungi; Ascomycota; Pezizomycetes; Pezizales; Morchellaceae. The record is from RefSeq and is a predicted model, not a curated record. The transcript has a single exon. Bases 1 to 951 code for a protein of 316 amino acids.
AUGUCGUCCUCAUCAGCCAAUUUCAAUACUGUUGCCGAAUAUGCUGCGGCCCUCGCCGAAGACCCGUAUGAGUUCGUCUUGACCGACUCGAUGACGGCACUUUGUGGUGCCACUUCUGCUAGCGAUUCCGACAGGGAUUACGAGAACGAGUUCAAAGACGUCGCAAAAGAGUCUGUACAGGGAAAUGCAAUUACCAAAGUUUCCAACAUCCAGGUUUCAGAGUCAAGAACCCCUUUCCCACUGGUCGACGGACCUGCAUCUAACUUCCCGACUCAACAAAACCCCCUCCUGUCUUCAAGGCCUCCGAGCUUGCACCGCUUUCCCCCUCUUACACCUACCAGCAUUGCCAACACCCGUCCUCUUCGUCAUGUUCCCAAGUCGAGGAAACUAGGAGAUAGUCAGUCCUCCAUGGAAUAUCAAAAUGAUUCUAUGAACACUGAAAUCGGCGCCGAAUGCGAUACCCGCUCUUCAGCUUACCAAUCCCAUCGCAACGAAAUCUCCUUCGAGUCAAACAACGAUAGUGUGGAAGGUUCUGGUACCGAAAGGCGUGGAAAUUUCCGGCAAAAUAGAUACCAGCAGCUCACGCAACGCUUGAGGCAUCCUAACAACGCACAGUUGCCUCAGAACAGAAGCCGCAGUGUCGGUGUAACCUCGGAGGUCGGCAUAAAACAAGCCAAUCAGACAAACAACAGCACGAUUGGCGCUCAGCAAUUCAAACGCCAUCAUUCUGAUCGUGUUAAGUCAACCUCCUCGAACGCUGCUACUCACGAUCACUGUGACGAGAACAAGAAUGCGGGCGUAGCUGCCACCGAUACUGACCAUCAUGAGGAGGGAGGCCAGAGUAGCAUGGGCCGUGUUAAGGAUUUCGGGAAACGGAUGUUCAAGAAGGUUAAGGGGGAGGUGAACACUGGUUCCGGAAAGGUUGCCCGCGGGCAUGAUGCGUCUGUCUGA